AUGGACCUUAGCAGAUUACAGAUUGCAAAACAAGCAGCAUUCGACUCCUACGGCAACCAACAUAGUGAAUGUCUCCCGGGGACCCGGAUCGACCUACUUCGAGAAAUCGAAGAGUGGGCAAAAUCGCCGCACGGAAAAUGCAUAUUUUGGUUGAACGGCAUGGCAGGGACAGGGAAAUCAACAAUCUCCCAAACAGUUGCAAGCCGUCUUCAAGAGCAGCAGCUUCUCGGGGCCAGCUUCUUCUUUCGGAGAGGUGAAGAGGACAGAGGAACAGCAAAAAAGCUUUUCCCAACAUUGACCGAGCAAAUGGUCAACCGAAUACCUCAAAUGCUGCCUCGAGUUCAAAAGGCAAUGGACGAUGACCCUAAUAUUUCGGAAAAGGUGUUGAGAGAGCAAUUUGAAAAGCUUCUACUGAAUCCACUGUUUGAUAUUGAGCAGCGCGAAGAGAUCAAAAGAAGAGUGAUCGUGAUUGAUGCUCUAGAUGAAUGCGAUUCAGAAGAUGAUAUAGGGAUUAUUCUCCGGCUCUUACCCCAAGUUCGAAAGUCAACUUCUGUGCAACUACGGUUUUUAUUGACAAGCAGACCUGAGUUGCCGAUCAGGCUGGGCUUCGAAGGGAUCACCGAUGCCCACCAGGAUAUGGUCCUCCAUGAGAUCGAAAAGCCAGUGAUAGAGCAUGACAUAUCCUUGUAUUUUGAGGAUCAGUUCCUACGCCUAAAACAGAGGCGCUCAUUUCCACCAGACUGGCCGGGAGCCGCAGCUACCAAGAUAUUGGUUGAUAGGGCCGUCCCUUUGUUCAUUGCAGCUGCUACCAUAUGCCGUUUUAUCAGUGAUGUAAAAUGGAACCCUCAAAAGCGACUUGAGGCGAUAUUGACAGACCAAUCAACCUAUGUGUCUAAGAUGGACAGCACCUAUGUUCCCGUGCUAAAGCAACUUCUCACUGGGCAAAAUGAAACAGAGUCACGGAAAUUACUCGAAGAGUUCAAGGAGAUAGUCGGGGUGAUCAUUAUUCUUGCCACUCCGCUCUCGAUCAACUCCCUUAGCCACCUAAUAGACAGAGAGUCAGAUGAUGUCAAAUGUCGAUUAGACCAGCUCCACUCGGUGCUCAGUGUACCAAACAAUUUCGACACACCAGUCAGGAUCCUCCAUCUGUCAUUCCGAGAUUUUCUCUUGGAUCACCGCGAAGACGAAAGCAAAUUCUGGAUCAAUGGAAAGUACGCAAACCAGCGUCUUGCAGAACGAUGCCCGACGGGCGCGCUCGCUCAGACCCUCGAAGGCCAUUUAGGUUGGGUUGGAUCAGUGGCCUUCUCGCCCGACGGCCGCCUGCUAGCGUCCGGCUCUUAUGAUGAGACAGUGCGGCUCUGGGACCUAGCGACGGGCGCGCUCACUCAGACCCUCGAAGGCCAUUUAGGUUGGGUUGAUUCAGUGGCCUUCUCGCCCGACGGCCGCCUGCUAGCGUCUAGCUCUUAUGAUAAGACAGUGCGGCUCUGGGACCUAGCGACGGGCGCGCUCGCCCAGACCCUUGAAGGCCAUUUAGAUGGGGUUGGAUCAGACCCAGCGACGGGCGCGCUCGCCCAGACCCUCGAAGGCCAUUUAGAUUGGGUUGAUUCAGUGGCCUUCUCGCCCGACGGCCGCCUGCUAGCGUCCGGCUCUUGGGAUGAGACAGUGCGGCUCUGGGACCCAGCGACGGGCGCGCUCACCCAGACCCUCGAAGGCCAUUCAGGUUCGGUUGGAUCAGUGGCCUUCUCGCCCGACGGCCGCCUGCUAGCGUCCAGCUCUCGGGAUAAGACAGUGCGGCUCUGGGACCCAGCGACGGGCGCGCUCACUCAGACCCUCGAAGGCCAUUCGGGUUCGGUUGGAUCAGUGGCCUUCUCGCCCGACGGCCGCCUGCUAGCGUCUGGCUCUUGGGAUGAGACAGUGCGGCUCUGGGACCCAGCGACGGGCGCGCUCACCCAGACCCUCGAAGGCCAUUCAGGUUCGGUUGGAUCAGUGGCCUUCUCGCCCGACGGCCGCCUGCUAGCGUCUGGCUCUUGGGAUAAGACAGUGCGGCUCUGGGACCUAGCGACGGGCGCGCUCACCCAGACCCUCGAAGGCCAUUUAGGUUCGGUUGGAUCAGUGGCCUUCUCGCCCGACAGCCGCCUACUAGCGUCCAGCUCUUAUGAUAAGACAGUGCGGCUCUGGGACCCAGUGACGGGCGCGCUCACCCAGACCCUCGAAGGCCAUUUAGGUUCGGUUGAUUCAGUGGCCUUCUCGCCCGACGGCCGCCUGCUAGCGUCUGGCUCUUGGGAUAAGGCAGUGCGGCUCUGGGACCCAGCGACGGGCGCGCUCACCCAGACCCUCGAAGGCCAUUUAGAUUGGGUUGAUUCAGUGGCCUUCUCGCCCGACGGCCGCCUACUAGCGUCCGGCUCUUAUGAUAAGACAGUGCGGCUCUGGGACCCAGCGACGGGCGCGCUCACCCAGACCCUCGAAGGCCAUUCAGGUUCGGUUGGAUCAGUGGCCUUCUCGCCCGACGGCCGCCUGCUAGCGUCUGGCUCUUGGGAUGAGACAGUGCGGCUCUGGGACCCAGCGACAGGCGCGCUCACCCAGACCCUCGAAGGCCAUUUAGAUGGGGUUGAUUCAGUGGCCUUCUCCUCUACGCCCAAUCCAUCUCACGCGGCUCCAAGCAUCUCUAUUGAGCACGGCCAAUGGAUAGCAUUGAAUGGUAAAAGGGUUCUGUGGCUUCCUAUCGAGUUUCGACCUAGUCGUUUCAAGAUAAAAGAUAAUAUACUUGCCUUAGGACAUGCAUCAGGGCGGGUUUCCUUUAUUGGAUUUUGUAUGUAA
Molecule: messenger RNA, 2817 nt
Organism: Penicillium mononematosum
Lineage: Eukaryota; Fungi; Ascomycota; Eurotiomycetes; Eurotiales; Aspergillaceae
Product: WD40 repeat domain-containing protein
Exons: 3
Coding region: 1-2817 (938 amino acids)
Biological process (GO): mRNA splicing, via spliceosome
Cellular component (GO): U4/U6 x U5 tri-snRNP complex
Molecular function (GO): protein binding; U4 snRNA binding; U6 snRNA binding
Source: RefSeq, a predicted model, not a curated record